UGACUCCAAUUAUCACUGGUUCCAUUACCAAAGCAAUCAUCAACUUUACAAUUUCAAUAUGUGGAAGAUUGGCCAGAGAGGAAAACAAUAUGUCCAGAGACUCAUUUCAGCACAAUUCACGACCUUGCGGUCCUUACCAACUUCUUUGGUCGAGACAGGGCAGAAUCGUGUCAUUGAUGCCUCUUUAACUCUCAUCCGUGAAAGAGCAAAACUCAAAGGAGAGUUAGUGCGACUCAUAGGAGGAGCAAAAGCUACAACAGCUCUUCUUGGAGUACCACUUGGUCACAACUCUUCUUACCUUGAAGGUCCAGCCUUGGCUCCUCCUCAUGUAAGAGAGGCUAUUUGGUGUGGUAGCACAAACUCCACUACUGAAGAAGGGAUGGAGCUAAAAGAUCCACGGAUUCUAAGUGAUGUUGGGGAUAUUCCGGUACAAGAGAUUAGAGAAAUGGGUGUAGAUGACGAAAGACUGAUGAAUGUAGUAAGUGAUUCAGUAAAGCUGGUGAUGGAACAGGAACCAUUGCGUCCGCUGGUCAUAGGUGGAGACCAUUCUAUAUCUUAUCCUGUUGUGAGAGCCGUGUCCGAGAAGCUUGGAGGACCUGUGGACAUACUUCAUCUUGAUGCUCAUCCAGAUAUAUAUGACCGUUUCGAAGGAAAUUAUUACUCCCAUGCAUCUUCUUUUGCACGUAUUAUGGAAGGUGGCUAUGCCCGGAGGCUUUUACAGGUUGGGAUCAGAUCAAUAAACAAGGAAGGAAGGGAACAAGGCAAAAGGUUUGGAGUAGAACAAUAUGAGAUGCGAAACUUCUCAAAAGAUCGCCAAAUGUUAGAGAAUCUGAAACUAGGGGAAGGAGUGAAGGGUGUGUAUAUCUCGAUCGAUGUUGACUGUCUUGAUCCCGGAUUUGCUCACGGAGUAUCCCACUUUGAACCGGGAGGCCUUUCUUUCCGAGACGUCCUUAACAUUCUACACAACCUUCAGGGAGAUUUGGUUGGGGCUGAUGUUGUUGAAUACAACCCGCAGCGGGAUACCGCGGACGACAUGACGGCAAUGGUCGCGGCUAAGUUUGUUAGAGAGGUAGCUGCAAAAAUGUCCAAAUGAAUCUGAAUGGUAUUAAAGAGUUUGUAGUUUGUUUAUGCUUUUGUGUUUCGUCAUGUAAGCUUGUUAUAUAUAUGUGAUAAAUAAAUGUGGUCUAA
Molecule: messenger RNA, 1188 nt
Organism: Capsella rubella
Lineage: Eukaryota; Viridiplantae; Streptophyta; Magnoliopsida; Brassicales; Brassicaceae
Product: arginase 2, chloroplastic/mitochondrial
Exons: 6
Coding region: 59-1093 (344 amino acids)
Molecular function (GO): metal ion binding; agmatinase activity
Source: RefSeq, a predicted model, not a curated record